Molecule: messenger RNA, 1320 nt
Organism: Purpureocillium lilacinum
Lineage: Eukaryota; Fungi; Ascomycota; Sordariomycetes; Hypocreales; Ophiocordycipitaceae
Biological process (GO): nuclear envelope organization
Cellular component (GO): membrane; Nem1-Spo7 phosphatase complex
Molecular function (GO): protein phosphatase regulator activity; phosphoprotein phosphatase activity
Source: RefSeq, a predicted model, not a curated record
AUGGCCGACGACCUCGACUCCAUCGUCAAGGGCGCGCCCGUCGCCGCCCCCGACAUCAAGCCCGCGCCCGGCCCGACGCCCAUCCAGCCCAUCACGUCCAAGCAGGGCGACCCCCUCAACAGCGCGCCGAGCUCUCCCUCCAUGGUCUACCUGAACCUUCUCAUCCUCGAAGCUUCACUGCGGGCCCAAUUCCUUGAGCUGCGCGCCCGCCGCCGCCACCACACCUUCUUCCUCGCCCUGCUCACUGCCUGGGUCGCUUUCUUCGGCUACAAGCUUUACUUUGCGCCCCGCGAGGACGGCAGGGGCGUGGGUGGCUCCAUCUACUGGGCUGUCGAGGGUGCCCAGAGGGUCUGCUUCAUGGGCGGCAUCAUCACUGCCAUACUAGUCUGGGCAACGGGCAUCUGGGACCGCGGAAUCCGGUGGCCACGCCGCUGGUUCGCCAUCUCCAAUCGGGGCCUCCGCGGCUUCAACUGCAAGCUCGUCAUCAUACGGCGGCCCUGGUGGGCCGAGGCUCUUUCCACCAUCGGCUUCUUCCUCACUUACGGACUCUUCUCGCACACGGCCUCUUCCUCGUACCGACAUGUCGAUCCGUCUCUGCUGCGCGAGACGGAAAAGGAGCUGCAGCUCUCCGCCGAUACCCACCCGACCCUGGUCCUGCCGCACGAGGACGAGGAGCGGGGCGGCCACGAAGAGGACCUGGCCCCUGGCGGCGACUACGUCAAGCUUCUCCUGCUGGCCAAGCCAUUCUCCCCGACUUUUCGCGAGAACUGGGAGCUAUACCGGACCGAGUACUGGGAGAGGGAGAACGAGCGCCGAGCCAUACUGCGCAGAAAGGUCAAAGAGCACGACCGCAAGGUGGCCAAGCAGUCGCACGGCUGGCUCUGGUGGCUUCCCUGGCAGCAAACGCAGCCCGUGGCGCGACCGCACAAGUCUCACCUUAGCCGAGCUUCGGUGAGCGAAAAGGCCCGCCGCCGCCGCAACAGUAGCAACGCGCGCCGACCGUCCAUCAGCUCAGCGCGGGGCCAGACCCCAUCAUUCGAGGGUGUCGAGGAGCUGCAGAUGAGCCGCCGGCCGAGCUCCGCAUCGACCGGCUCGGACAAGCGCCGCAGAAAGCCCGGUUCCGUGUCCAAGGCCAAGCGGCCCGGCACCGAAUCACGCUCUGUAACGCCCGAGAUUCCGUCACCACUCACACGCGAGAGCACGCCGGCCGGUGGUGACGGCGCGGGCGACACGGGGAGGGUGCUGCGAAGCGCGGGAGCCAAGGCCAGGGACAAGGAAAAGGAGAAGGAGAAGGAUAAAGAAAAGGGCGGCAGCGACUAG